UUUGCAUGUGAAGGUGAAAACCACAGAUGGAGUAUCUGGACAAAGAGAACAUGGCCGAUGUUGAUCAGAAGCAAGAGAAAAUAGAGGAUGAAAGGAAAAUCAUGAGGAAGAAGAAGAAGAAGCUUGGAGGAAUCAAAACAAUGCCAUUCAUCUUUGCAAAUGAGAUAUGUGACAAAUUUGCAGCAGCUGGUUUCAAUGCUAACAUGAUAACGUACCUAACACAAGAGCUUAACAUGCCGCUGGUACAAGUCUCCAACACACUCAGCAUCUUCACUGGAACUGCCAAGUUCAUGCCAUUGUUUGGUGCUUUAAUUGCCGACUCCUUUGCCGGGCGGUUUUGGACAAUCAUGGCUGGUUCGAUUAUCUAUGAACUGGGAUUGAUUAGCAUCACCAUAUCAGCAAUUCAGCCAACGCUCCGGCCUCCACCGUGCCCAACUCAAAUGAACUGCAAGGAAGCCUCAGCCUUGCAGCUUUGGGUCUUCUACAUCUCUCUGCUACUUACAUCUCUUGGCUCAGGUGGCAUUAGGCCUUGUGUUGUUACCCUUGCUGCUGACCAAUUUGACAUGACCAAAUCAAGUGUAGCAGCUAGAAGUUGGAAUUUGUUCAAUUGGUACUACUUUAGCAUGGGAAUGGCAACAUUAACUGCCCUGACUAUUGUGGUUUACAUCCAAGAACAUGUGGGUUGGGGCUGGGGUCUUGGAAUUCCAACCAUAGCCAUGGCCUUGUCAAUUAUAGCCUCUUUGGUGGGUUCACCUUUUUACAAUAGAAUCAAACCUCAGGGUAGUCCCUUGGUUAGAUUGGCCCAAGUAAUUGUUGCAGCUGUGAAGAAGAGGAAAGAAGUAGUACCAGAAGACCCUGCUCUCUUGUAUGAAAAUAGAGAGCUCGAUGCUGCUAUUUCUUUGCAUGGAAGGCUUCUACACACAAAUCAAUUCAAGUGGUUUAGUAAAGCUGCAGUAGUAACAGAUAGCAAUGCAACAGAUUCAAAGCCACCAAAUUUAUGGAGGCUUGCCACUGUACAUCGAGUCGAGGAAUUAAAAUGCAUUAUCCGAAUGGUUCCUAUAUGGGCAGCUGGAAUUUUACUUUUUGCCUCAUCUUCUCACCUGCAUAGCUUCACCAUUCAACAAUCUCGCACUAUGAAUCAUCACCUAUCUCACUCCUUUCAAAUUCCUCCAGCCUCCUUGUCUGUCUUUAGCAACAUAACCAUGCUCAUUGUUCUGUAUGAACGUCUCUUUGUACCCUUUGCUCGUCGAUUCACAGGAAAUCCAUCAGGCAUGACAUGCCUACAAAGAAUGGGAGUAGGCUAUGUGGUUAACAUUCUUGCUACAAUCGUUGCAUCAUUUGUUGAAAUCAAGAGGAAAGCAGUGGCUUCUGACCACAACUUAUUGGAUGAUCCAAAUGCAAUUAUUCCUAUUACUGUUUUUUGGUUGGCACCUCAGUUUUGCCUACAUGGGGUAGCUGAAGUUUUCAUGUCGGUGGGGCACAUGGAAUUUCUUUAUAAUCAAUCACCUGAAAGCAUGAGAAGUACUGCUCUAGCACUGUAUUGGAUAGCAAUAGCAAUGGGAAACUAUGUAGGCACACUGAUUGUAUCACUAGUUCAUAAGUAUUCAGGCAUGAAAAGCAACUGGCUACCUGAUAGGAACCUCAAUAGGGAAAGAUUGGAAUGCUACUACUGGCUUGUUAGUGGCAUCCAAGUAAUAAAUCUCGUAUAUUAUGUGAUAUGUAGUUGGCUUUAUACUUAUAAGCCAUUGGAAGAGGUUAGUGAAACUUGCAAGGAGGAAGUUGAAGAACUAGCUGGAAAUAAAAUCCCCUCAAUGAUCUUAGAUGGUAGGAAUGGACAUGGAGAGGUGGAGCUUGGCCUUGGAAGAAUGAGACAGCUUAGGAUUAAGCAAGAGAAGAUUGGGGAUGAAAGGAAAAUCAUGAGGAAGAAGAAGAAGAAGCUUGGAGGAAUCAAAACAAUGCCAUUCAUAUUUGCAAAUGAAAUAUGCAACAAAUUUGCAGCAAAUGGUUUCCAUUCCAACAUGAUAACGUACCUAACAAAAGAGCUUAACAUGCCGCUGGUACAAGCCUCCAACACAAUCACUAUCUACAAUGGAACUGCCAAUUUCAUGCCCUUGUUUGGUGCUUUAAUUGCUGACUCCUUUGCCGGGCGGUUUUGGACCAUCAUGGCUGGUUCUAUUAUCUAUGAACUGGGAUUGAUUAGCAUCACCAUAUCAGCAAUUCAGCCAACGCUCCAGCCUCCACCGUGCCCAACUCAAAUGAACUGCAAGGAAGCCUCAGCCUUGCAGCUUUGGGUCUUCUACAUCUCUCUGCUACUUACAUCUCUUGGCUCAGGUGGCAUUAGGCCUUGUGUUGUUACCCUUGCUGCUGACCAAUUUGACAUGACCAAAUCAAGUGUAGCAGCUAGAAGUUGGAAUUUGUUCAAUUGGUACUACUUUAGCAUGGGAAUGGCAACACUAACUGCCCUGACUAUUGUGGUUUACAUCCAAGAACAUGUGGGUUGGGGCUGGGGUCUUGGAAUUUCAGCCAUAGCCAUGGCCUUGUCAAUUAUAGCCUUUUUGGUGGGUUCACCUUUUUACAAUAGAAUCAAACCUGCGGGUAGUCCCUUGAUUAGAUUGGCUCAAGUAAUUGUUGCAGCAGUGAAGAAGAGGAAAGAAGUAGCACCAGAAGACCCUGCUCUCUUGUAUGAAAAUAGAGAGCUCGAUGCUGCCAUUUCUUUGCAUGGAAGGCUUCUACACACAAAUCAAUUCAAGUGGUUUGAUAAAGCUGCAGUAGUAACAGAUAGCAAUGCAACAGAUUCAAAGCCACCAAAUUUAUGGAGGCUUACCACUGUACAUCGAGUCGAGGAAUUAAAAUCCAUUAUCCGAAUAUUUCCUAUAUGGGCAGCCGGAAUUGUACUUUUUGCCUCAUCUUCACACCAGCUUAGCCUCACCAUUCUACAAGCUCGCACUAUGGAUUGUCACUUGUCUCACUCCUUCCAAAUUCCUCCAGCCUCGAUGCCUAUCUUUAGCAACAUAACCAUGCUCGUUGGGCUUGUUCUAUAUGAACGUCUCUUUGUACCCUUUGCUCGUAGAUUCACUGGAAAUCCAUCAGGCAUCACAUGCCUACAAAGAAUGGGUGUAGGCUAUGUGGUUAACAUUCUCGUCACAGUUGUUGCAUCAUUUGUUGAAAUCAAGAGAAAAGCAGUGGCUGCUGAUCACAACUUAUUGAAUGAUCCAAAAGCAACUAUUCCUAUUAGUAUUUUUUGGUUGGUACCUCAGUUUUGCCUCCAUGGGUUGGCUGAAGUUUUCAUGUCUGUGGGGAACACAGAAUUUCUUUAUGAUCAAUCACCUGAAAGCAUGAGAAGUACUACUGCAGCACUCUAUUGGAUAGCAGUAUCAAUGGGAGACUUCGUAGGCACACUGAUAGUAAUUCUAGUUCAUAAGUAUUCUGGCAAGAAAAGCAACUGGCUGCCUGAUAGGAACCUCAAUAGGGGAAGAUUGGAAUACUAUUACUGGCUUAUUAGUGGCAUCCAGUUAAUAAAUCUCUUAUAUUAUGUGAUAUGUAGUUGGUUUUAUACUUAUAAGCCAUUAGAAGAGGUUAGUGAAAUUUGCAAGGAGGAAGUUGAAGAACUAGAUGGAAAUAAAAUCCCCUCUAUGAUCUUAGAUAGUAGGAAUGGACAUGGAGAGGUGGAGCCUGGAAGAAAUGAGACAACUUAG
Molecule: messenger RNA, 3695 nt
Organism: Quercus robur (English oak)
Lineage: Eukaryota; Viridiplantae; Streptophyta; Magnoliopsida; Fagales; Fagaceae
Exons: 8
Coding region: 27-3695 (1222 amino acids)
Biological process (GO): transmembrane transport
Cellular component (GO): plasma membrane
Molecular function (GO): transmembrane transporter activity
Source: RefSeq, a predicted model, not a curated record